AUGGACUUGCAAGGUGACGAGGGCACACGUGCUAUCUACCAUGGGUUGAUUUCAGCUGAGAUGAGUCUUGGUAGAAAGGUGGCAGAACUCCCUGAAUACCCACCAAGGAAGCAGGAAGCCGUUGAUUUAUCCGGUUGUACGACCACCUCGGUCGUACAGCGACCGACUUGUAGGUACGGCUCUGCAUGCUAUCGACGCAACCCCGCCCACUUUGUGGAGUAUUUACAUCCCAAAGGCAUAAGGUCUUCACACAAACCGUCAAAAUCAGAGCUAUAUACAGCGCCUGAACUCGGAUCGGGCUAUGGCUUUUACGUGUUUCGCGUGAGGGGUGUUGAAUAUGGCUCCAUUCCAACUGUCACUCUCACUGAAAUUUUGGAUGAGAGAAACGGCAAACUUAUUGAGUCAGCACAGUUCAAUUACAUGUUUGAGCUUGAGUGGUUGAUUCAACAAUAUCCCGAGAAAUAUCGAUCACUUCCCCUACUGAUCGUUCACGGAUCUUCGGAUGGACAGAGCGAAGAGCUCAGAUCGCAGGCGACUCGGUGGAAAAACGUGUCAAUUUUGGAGGCUCCCCUUCCGAUCGCAUACGGAACACACCACACUAAAAUGAUGCUACUGCGCUAUGAAGACGGGUUACGAGUUGUGAUUCACACUGCUAACCAGAUUCAGUCGGAUUGGUUCCUUCGAACUCAAGGGAUAUGGAUAUCUCCAAAAUUGAGUCAUGGCAACGGCGACUCCAAGACACACUUUCAGGCUGAUUUACUUGAAUACCUACGUGCUUACAAGGGAGGCUCCCGAGCCUCAGCACAACUCGAUCACUGGACUGAAGUGAUUCAGGACCACGACUUUAGUUGUGUAAAGGUUUGGCUCAUCGCAAGCGUGCCGGGCCGUCACAGGAGUGAUAAACUGGAAACCUUCGGCCACCUCAAGCUUGGGGCGGUGCUGAAGAAACACGAGGUGGAUCGCUCGUGGCCGAUUGUGGGGCAGUUCUCCUCGAUCGGUUCGCUGGGUGCCCAACCGACCCAGUGGCUCACCACGGAGUGGUCGAGCAGUCUAGCUGGAUGCGGCGCCCGUGGGAUCCGUCUGGCAAGUCACCACGUUAUCUAUCCUUCUGUGAACACGGUAAGAGAGAGCCUAGAGGGCUAUGCGGCGGGUGGAUGUCUACCCUAUGCAAGAGCAGUGGCGGCGCGACAGCCUUGGCUACGACACUUCCUUCACGACUGGGUUGGCCUCCAUCCCGGUCUCUCUAGGGCUGCGCCACACAUCAAAUCCUACUGUCGCUGCUCGCCCGAUGGUCGACGCGUUGCCUGGUUUCUUCUCACCAGCGCUAACCUUUCAAAGGCGGCUUGGGGAUGUUUACAACUGAAGAAGACACAGCUCAUGAUUCGCUCGUAUGAGCUCGGCGUCCUGUUUACACCCGACGCAGUCGGAGAAAAGGUCGACGAAUCAGUCGAACUUCUUAAUUUUCCCAUUCCCUAUCGACUUCCACCCGUCCUAUACAACAAAGAAGUUCAGGCAGAGGUUUCUAACUCCAAACUCACCCCCUACGUGGGCAUCAAUACGGAGGCACUAUCACUAACCUUAAUGGCGCUUGCGGGACUGGCAAAGGGUGCCAAACCGAUUGCGACAGGUUACUUAGCUCGUGGCGCUUAA
Echinococcus granulosus is the source of this 1650-nucleotide messenger RNA. RefSeq names its product Tyrosyl-DNA phosphodiesterase. The record is from RefSeq and is a predicted model, not a curated record. Gene Ontology annotation, cellular component: nucleus. Gene Ontology annotation, molecular function: single-stranded DNA binding; 3'-tyrosyl-DNA phosphodiesterase activity; double-stranded DNA binding. The transcript has 15 exons. Bases 1 to 1650 code for a protein of 549 amino acids. Gene Ontology annotation, biological process: single strand break repair; double-strand break repair. NCBI's taxonomy places the organism in Eukaryota, Metazoa, Platyhelminthes, Cestoda, Cyclophyllidea, Taeniidae.